UCAGAGCUUUUACUUCAGAAGGACAGAGACAUCACUAGGAUGCAGCUGACUGAGGCUUUCGUCAGUUUUUGUUUGGGCUGGCAUCAUUUGUUUGCUGUAGUUUGUCUUGUUGUCGUUGUCUAUACAUUAAACACCUUGUUCCCCAAAAGAAAGGCUGCACUUCGAAGCACUGAAGCUUUUCCAGGACCACCGAGACACUGGCUUUUCGGACACGUUCGUCAGAUGAAACAAGAUGGGACAGACUUGGACAAGAUAGUGGAAUGGGGACAGCAGUACCCUUAUGCUUUCCCAGUGUGGUUUGGCCCCUUUCUUUGUUUUCUCUACAUUCAUCAUCCAGAUUAUGCGAAAACCAUACUGACAUCAACUGAGCCAAAAGAUGAUGUGUCUUAUACCUUUAUUGAGGACUGGAUUGGUGAAGGGCUAUUGGUGUCACAAGGUCAGAAGUGGUUUCAGCACAGAAGACUCCUGACACCUGGUUUCCAUUACGACGUUUUGAAGCCAUACGUAAAGCUGAUGUCAGAUUCUGCUAAGACUAUGUUGAAAAAAUGGGAAAGAUAUGCAAACACCAAUGAACCCUUUGAGCUGUUUGAACACGUGAGCCUUAUGACACUAGACAGCAUCUUGAAGUGUGCAUUCAGCUACAGCAGCAACUGUCAAACUGAGAGCGGAACAAAUACAUACAUCAAAGCAGUAUAUGAUCUGAGUAAUCUGAUUAAUCUGCGGAUCAGAACAUUUCCAUACCACAGUGACUUCAUUUUCUACCUCAGUCCACAUGGCUAUAGAUACAGGAAAGCACGCCGGGUGGCCCAGAGUCAUACGGAGGAAGUUAUAAGAAAGAGAAAAGAAGCACUAAAGAAAGAGAAGGAGCUCAAACACAUACAGGCCAAGAGAAACUUGGACUUUCUGGACAUCCUCCUCUUUGCAAGAGAUGAGGAGCAGCAGGGUCUGUCAGAUGAAGACAUACGAGCAGAGGUGGACACCUUCAUGUUUGAGGGCCAUGACACCACAGCCAGUGGCAUCUCUUUCACCCUCUACUGUCUGGCCUGCCACCCAGAACACCAGAAGCUUUGCAGGGAUGAGAUCAUUGAGGCCCUGGAUGGCAAGGACACCAUGGAGUGGGAGGAUCUUAGUAAAAUUCCAUACACUACAAUGUGCAUAAAGGAAUCCCUCCGCCUCUACCCCCCUGUACCAGGAAUAUUCAGAAGAACCACCAAACCCAUCACGUUUUUUGAUGGAAGGACUCUGCCUGAAGGCAGUUAUGUUGGAACAUUUAUAUACGGGAUUCACAGGAACCCACUGGUCUGGGAAAACCCUGAGGCAAGUCAAGGUUUAAUAGCUGGUGAUAUGUGUGUCACUACAGGGUGCUGAUUUCUUA
This is a messenger RNA of Monopterus albus (swamp eel), 1375 nucleotides long. Its product is annotated as cytochrome P450 4B1-like. Gene Ontology annotation, molecular function: monooxygenase activity; oxidoreductase activity, acting on paired donors, with incorporation or reduction of molecular oxygen; heme binding. Bases 40 to 1368 code for a protein of 442 amino acids. The transcript is spliced from 10 exons. The record is from RefSeq and is a predicted model, not a curated record. NCBI's taxonomy places the organism in Eukaryota, Metazoa, Chordata, Actinopteri, Synbranchiformes, Synbranchidae.